Molecule: messenger RNA, 2348 nt
Organism: Orbicella faveolata
Lineage: Eukaryota; Metazoa; Cnidaria; Anthozoa; Scleractinia; Merulinidae
Product: serine/threonine-protein kinase Nek7-like
Biological process (GO): protein phosphorylation; intracellular signal transduction
Molecular function (GO): protein serine/threonine kinase activity; ATP binding
Source: RefSeq, a predicted model, not a curated record
GGACUUAAAGUUGCCCAGCCCGAAGCAAUUAUGCUGAGUGAAGUACACACACAAUUAAUGAUUCUUCCAUGAGUUCGGGAACUGAAGCGGAGAGCUCAAAGCGAAAAAUGCGGAUACCGAAACCUAAAACGACGAGCCUCCGAAAACUUUGCAGGGCUGUGAUUAUAAGGAACACAGGAUUACAUCGACUACGGAGAGCGCGAAAAGAUCUUCCUUUGCCGCGAAAUUUAAUUGACUUUUUGACAUCGGAUUUCAGCUUUCGAGAGUUUGAGAUGCAGAGCUUAAAUCUCCCCAGAGAUAUGCGAAUUCACUGUAUUUAUCCAGCCUGCAGCUUGCUGGACGAUUCUAAGGUUCUUUUGAAGUGCAUAAACGUCAAAGCUUGUACUUCCACGACUGUUUCGCGUCUGUUGGACAAAUGGGCAGAUAUAAAUCACAAGAACAUAAUGAAGCUGUUGUUGUGGUUCAGAGAGCAAGAAACCGUAGCUGUGGUAUUGGAGCCAUUUCCAAAGAGUCUUUACGAACUAGUGCAAGAAUAUCGCAAAGCAGGUGUUAAAUUCUCGGAAUGGCUUUUGUGGAAAAUGCUUCAUCAAAUCUGCGAUGUUUUGUGGUAUUUACAGAGGCGGCAGAUGGUGCACGCGGAGAUCCAAACCAAAACUUUGUCCCUCUCAAAAACGGGAGAUAUUUUGCUGCACAAUCUGUUAAUUUAUACGCCCAGCGAAACAGAGCUGAACGUCUGUGUGGACGGCAAAGAUUCCUUCUAUGGAAUUUACGUUGCCCCGGAGAGGAUACGGGGACAGAAACACUCGAACAAACAGGAUUCAUGGUCGCUCGGCUGCGUGGCCUACGAGUUGGCAUUUCUGGAACCUGCUUUUCCUUUGCACCAGGGUGAAAAUAUUUUUGAAACCUUGAAUAAUGUUGUCAAUGGGGUCCCUCCGGCAAGACUACAAGAGGCAGAGAACUUAUACAGCCCCGACCUUGGGUAUCUAAUCAUGUCUUGUUUAAUACCCGAGCCUAGGUUGCGGCCCACGAUCAAGGAUGUUUUUUACUUCACAAAAGAACGCAUGCACUCAACAAAACCGAAAUAAUCAUGAGAUGAAUUUUUUUACGUUUUGUCCGCUUGACUGGACUUGUACGAAUUUUAGUUUAUUUAUGGUUACAGCUGUUUCAGUUCCGCGUUAGCGGGACUUCUAAUCACUGAGAAACAUUGCAUUGUUUUUAUUAAACCGCGGAUUUAGGCAGCGGUCAGGCAUGGACAAAUUGUGUCAGGUGUCCUAACAGGUGCUAUCAAUGACGUCACGCAACACCUUGAGCUCCAAAAACGGCGAUCUACUGUUAUGGCUUGGUUAGAGUUUCACCAAGUUUAGAAUUUACACUGUCUAGCUAGGUGGGGCAAACACUCCGCUUUAUUGUAAAUAGUCAAAAUUAGAGGAGAAGCUUAAAACCUAGAAGAUAUUUAGUUUAUUUAACUGGAAAAUUAGUAUGAGGUUGUGGAGAUCUUUCACUGGUAUCCACAACUUCAAAUUUUGUCAAAUUAUUUAAUGACAAAAACAAUCGUUUCAUAUUCAUUUUUCAGUCUUACGCCCCGUGCACACAACGCCGGAGAAAUCUGAAAACAGCGUUUUCAUGCACUCUGAAAACGAAUUAAAUGCUUUCUGUCCACGCUACCUGGAUCGAAGAAAUUUGAAAACGCAACAAUCACCGGCAGCAGAAACGCUCGAGAGUUAGGGUUUAUCACAUGAUUAUCGUGACGUUUUCGUUUUCGAAAAGCUCCAAAAAAAAUUUUCCGUCCAUACGAAAACGCAAAGCCGUCGUUUGCAAAUCCCUCCGGUUUGAAGAGCGUUUUCGAAAAGCUCCGUUUUCAUGACGGUAAUCCUAACCGUAAGCAAUAAAGCCGGGUUUUCAAAUUUCUUCCUGGGUAGUGUCUACCAAAAAGAACAUGCUAAAUGCUGCCAGAUACACCUCAAGUUUUCUUUUCUUUCACGCUGGCGUGAUUUUCACUUUCCACAACUGAAAAAUGCCAAUACGGAGUUGACCAUUCUUUUCGCUAUCGGUAACAAAGCAGGUUGCAUGAAAAAAGAAAAAGAAAAAGAAAAAAGUACUGAAGUUUUCUUAAUCAUUUCUGCUGGCCGUAUAGUCAUCAAAAUUCAGCUGAACAGAACCAAUUUCUACCAUUUUUAUCAAGGAAAUAUUUGCCUUUUGUAUAAAGAUUUUACCAGCAAUCAAAAAGUAAUAAAUUUUUAUGGAGAUUUUGUAUAAGUGGACAAAAAAGAUUAAUUGUAUUUAUUGAUAUCGCAUAUGUAUGUCUUGAUAGAAAAUCUGAGAAAAUAAACGCACAUGUUAACUUUGAA